AUUAAUCCAAUUUUGAUAACUUUUUCCCCCUUUUGGAAUUUCAAAAUCUUGCAUGUGUUCUUGUUUUAUGCUUAGCUCUGUGUGAUUCUUCAACUUUUUGAAGAGUAUAAACUGAGAAUUUCAUCUUUUAUGCGUGAAAUGAGAGAUCGUUGUGAAAAAUUAUCUGAAGCGAGUUAUCUGGUAGUUUCCUCUGAAUUUUGUAAGAUAGAAAGAAUUCAAGAAAAUAUGAACUCAACUGCUGAUGUGUAUGAAGUGCUUAGGUCAAACUUUCCUGAUGUUUCCUUAUGUUUUGUAGCAUACCAAAAAAAUCAUAACUAUUUGAUCUUCAUUGUAAGUUUCUGGGUGGCUAUAUGUGUGGAUGGUGAGUUAAAAAAACCUUGUAAGUGGAGAAGAAGGACCUUUUAGCAUAUCAAAUGUUCAAAUGAAUUUGAUGAUUUGUUAGAAUAGGAACUGGGAAAUUGUAUCGGUGAUAAUACAAAUUAUAUAAUAGUGAUGCCUUUUGAUUUUGUGAAAAUAGUCAAUGAAGAUGUAGUGUCAGAUAUUGGGUUUAGAGCAACAUGACUGCAAGAGUUGGAGUUACCGGAAGGUGUAAAUUGGUGCUUCCAUUCCUCCCCUUUUACGCUUUCGUGAACUUCUUGUUUCCUCGAGAACCAAGAGUGAUCUGUGUCCGGAUAAGUAAACCUGAGUUCUUCAGGCAGUAAUUUUAGUGAUCAUGAGGAUUUAGCUUCUGUAGCAGCAUCUGGGGCGGUGCAAUGUCAGAUGAUGGAUAUGGCACAUCCUGGAGUAGUUCCCAUGCACAAGGUCAAUUUUGAUGCUAAGACCGAAUAUGAUAUGAUCCAAAACUACAAAGUACUUCAAGAUGUUUUUAACAAACUCAAAAUUACCAAGCAUAUCGAGGUCAACAAACUUGUCAAGGGGAGGCCGCUGGACAACUUGGAGUGCCUGCAAUGGCUAAAACGUUACUGUGAUUCUAUCAACGGUGGACUGAUGAAUGAGAAUUAUGACCCGGUAGAGCGCAGAAGCAAAGGCGGAAAGGAAAGAAAUUCCAAGGCUUCUCAAAAGAACUCCAAGUCUUUGCAAACAAAUAAUUCUCUGAGUUCUCCUGCAUCAUCCAAUGGAGUGAUUGGCAAUAAGAUUUCCGUUUCAGGCACGAAACAAGGGAAACAGGGUGGUGCGGCUGAUGCUUCAUUAGAGCUUCAGAGAUUGAAAAACGAGGUUACAGAUCUGAAGCUGUCUGUCGAUUCGUUGGAGAAGGAAAGGGAUUUUUACUUUGCGAAAUUGAGGGACAUUGAAUUGCUUUGCCAGACACCAGAGUUGGAUAAUUUUCCAAUGGUCGUGGCGGUGAAGAAGAUACUAUAUUCCGCGGAUCAGAACGAUACGGCCCUUGCUGAAGCUCAACAAAUUGUGUCCCAUUCAAUCAACAAUCACCAGCAAAUUGAUUUUGAGUGAUCACUCAUUUCCAACUCAAUAUCUCAUCUGCAACUCUCUUCAGAAUCUAGAGUUUGUCUUGCUAAAUCAAUACUUGCUACUUAGAUUUUUAUACUUUACAUGAGAAUAUUUCAUUUUUGUACCUUAAAAUAUUGAAUCAAUUAAUUGCAAAUAUGGAAAACCAAAUAUAUUGCAGUCUUUUAUGUUUUUGUAUAGUA
Molecule: messenger RNA, 1646 nt
Organism: Salvia splendens (bonfire salvia)
Lineage: Eukaryota; Viridiplantae; Streptophyta; Magnoliopsida; Lamiales; Lamiaceae
Product: microtubule-associated protein RP/EB family member 1B
Exons: 8
Coding region: 760-1449 (229 amino acids)
Molecular function (GO): microtubule binding
Source: RefSeq, a predicted model, not a curated record